Messenger RNA from Cylindrotheca closterium, 1488 nucleotides. The record is from the annotation of a GenBank genome assembly. Lineage: Eukaryota; Bacillariophyta; Bacillariophyceae; Bacillariales; Bacillariaceae.
AUGGGUCAGGGGCAAAGUACCGGCGAAAAGUCCGAGGAUGUCUCCAUAUACCCUGAGGAUAUCCAGAUGGCUCACCAUAAGAUUGUGGCUAUGCGAGAGAAGCUUGCCGUGCUAAAGGCACAAGGCAAGGUGAACAAAAAGAAGCGGAAAAAGGAAAUUAAGGUGUUGUCGAGAGAAAAGAUGGAUCUUCAUGUGACUCUGAUGAAACUUGGAAAACAUGCCCAACGCCACUAUUCCUUCUGGGAAUACGUUCGUAUCAUUCGAAGUACCUUCAACUCGACGGCAGCACCUCUACAAAUCGAGGGAUCCACAAUGACCCUGAAUAAGGAUUCCGUAAAGAAGGAAGUGCCCAAGAGCAGAGAAAUGGUCAAGCAGUCCGAUGCUGUGCAGUACACCAUCUUUGCUUUUUAUGAGGCCUAUCUGUUGAAAAAACUGCAUAUAGCCAUGAUGUUAAAAACACAAAAGAAGCUGCAUGCCAAGGGAUGGAAUGAUAUGGUCAUGUUCCUGUACUAUGAAAUUCCCAAAAUCCAAACCUCGUUUGAGAAGGCGGAAGCCAAAAUUAUGAAUUUACAGACCGACGAAGAGGCCCACAAAGCACACGUCGAACAGAUAUACAAGUCGCAUAUAGAAAAUCAGAAAAAUUUGAUGAUGGCCUUGCAAGAAGGAGUCGAAGGAAAGGUUCGCGCUGCUCCCGAAGGAACCCAAUUCUCGUUCAAGAAAAAGAAGCCUGAAUCCACCGUCGGUAGCAACCGCAGCUUGACAGCCAGUGCUAGCAGCUCGAGAAGCGUGGAAUCCGAGGGCAGCAGUGGAAGCUUUAAGCACAAAGCAGCUCGGUCUUCCAUGUUUGGUCCUGCCUACGAAGCUGGUAGUAUCAAGAAAGAGGCUUAUCAAGCGCCUUGGAUGAAGAACAGCCGCAACAAGAUCGCCAAGGUUGUUCAAAAGACACAAACUCCGGAAGAGGAAGCGGCGACGGAAAAAACAAAGAGCGCGGCUCCUGCUCCUGCUCCCACCCCAGCCGCUUUCAACCGAAAGGCCAAGUUCCAGUCCAAAUUCAAGAAGUUUGAAGCUCCGAAGGAAGAGGAGGAGGAGAAGCCUGUCGUCAAGGAGCCAGAACCAGAACCUGUCAAGGAUGACGAGAAGCCUUCCAGUGAUAAGAGUCCAGACGAAACGGAAGCUACGACUGAGGCCGAGGAAGAAACAGUGUCGGUGAAGAAAAAGAAGAAGAAACUUCCAAAAGGCAUGCCAGAGACGCUGGAGAUUGGAACUGGCAGUGGCGAUGAAGUUGCCCUCGAAGAGGGCGAAUCUAUUAAGAAGAAAAAGAAGAAAAAGAAGAAGAAGGUUGGAACAACAGACAGUGAAGACGAGGGUCUAGAAGAUGGGGGCGAGGCAAUUGUUAAGAAGAAGAAAAAGAAGAAGAAGAAGGUGGGCGAGUCUUCGAAUUCAUCUGUCGUUUCAGAACUUUCCAAUGGAAGCCAUCUUCCACAUUGA